AUGAUAUUUUUUUCCGUUAAUUGUCAUAUUGUUGUUUCUUUCACAGCCUCUCGAAUUGAAUUUUUUAUCGGUGAUUGUUUGAAUGAUGAAGACAUUAGUUUGGAAAAUGUUAAAUAUUCUCGUCUUGGAUACAUUGAAUUAUCGAGUAAUGAGCGAUCCAACUUUAAAGCAAGAGAAUUAAAAUCUAUACAUGUUGAUGCAGAAGGAUUGUUUUUAAAAUUAUUGAUACACAAAAAUUACGUAAAUCGUCUCAAUUUAUAUAAUCAGGUCAGCAUUGUAGCAAUUAAUCUUAUUGGUGAUGAUCCCGAUAAAUUUGACAUAAAUCAAAACAAUGAAAACCAGUACAAUGAACAAGGAACAUUGGGAACAUCCAGCAGAUCAGAUCAAAUAUCGAUUAUUGAUGAUCUGGCAUUUGCAAUGUAUCAAGAUCCAGAAAUUGCAGUCAUAAUUAAAAAUCUUGAUAAAAAGAAACAAGAAGCUGUGAAUGAUGAGAAAUUUGAAAAAGCAAGAAAAUAUAAGCAAGCUAUUCAAGAAUUGAUUAAAGUUGGUGAACGACUAGCUCGUUAUGAAGUCGAAAAACGACAAGCAAUUGAAAAUGAAGAUUAUGAAACGGCACAACAAAAAAAAGAUAAAAUGGAACUUUAUCGAGGCGAAACAUAUAAACAAUUACAAGUACUCAAUUUAUUAGACGUUGUUAUGUCGCCUCGACCAUUGAAACAACAUAAUCAUGGACGUGUACAUACAAAUCGACAUUCUCCUGAUUCAACAGUGUCAUAUGGAACAAUACAAGCACGAGAAAAAGAUGUAUCUGUUACACCAUUGCCAACGGUUUCAAAUACACAUCGUAAAAGUCUUCAUGAAAAUAAUGGAAGUGGUGCUGGUCAUAGUAGCGGCGGUUCAAUUUCACCUGAUUAUCAAAAACCGCCAACGCCGUAUGAAGAUAAAAUAAUACCAACAUUAAGAAAUCGUAGUCGUGUUGAUGGUCCACCUCCAAUGGAUAAUAGUAAUACUAUGGAAGAAACAGGUGCAACAUUUGGUAAUAUGCCUCAACCAAAUGAUGAUGCAACAUCUGAAUUGACAAACGCAGAAAUGCGUGAAGCAAAUCAAAUGAUGGAUGUAUUUGAUAGAAAAUUGAUUGGAAAACUAUACAAUCGUAAUUAUGCUCGACGUGAAGAGGCACUCGAUGAAAUUUAUCAGAUUAUUAGUACGUUUAAUGGUGAUAGUCAAGAGGCAAAUUCUUAUUUACGUGCUGGAAGUUUUGUUGUUGCUCGAAUGUGUCGUGAUAAUGUAUUUUCAACAUUUUCAAAUUCAUUAAAAUUAUUUCAUUUAUUAAUGAAUGAUUAUAUUCGUAAACAUCAGAUACAACGUCAAGAUAUUAUUUCAGCAAUAGAACGAGUUUUACCUGUAUUAAAUCAACGAACAGGUGAUACAAAUGGACGUUUAAGACAACGAGCACAAGAUGCUAUUGUCGAAACAGCAUCCUAUCCAGAAAUAAAACCGUUACACAUCAUUCCACAUCAUUGUGUUAUGCCAUUUAAUAAAACAAUAGCGCCCAGAUUAGCUUUGAGUCGAUGUGAAGUUAUAGAAGAAUUAAUGAAAAUAUUACAGUUAAAAGACAAUGGUUUAAAUGUUGAUAAUGUAAGUAAAUUUUGUGCACAAGCACUUGAACACACAGCUGGUGAAGUUAGAGAAUUGGCAACAAAAUUAUUAUUAAAUUUAUACAAGAUGGAAGGUGGUACAAUUGUGCGAAAACAUUUACCAUUAGACAAUGAACAAACAAGAAAAAUAAAAAAAUAUCGUGAUAUAUUUGAUUCAUUUGAUCGAAUGGAUAAUCGACUGCCAAAAACAGAAGAUAAAACGCUAAAUGAUGUUUUAGAAAAAGGAAAAAAACAUUCAGAAUCUGAAUCACUCAAACGCGAAACAAAACAAGCAAAAGAUAUACGAAAUUCGCAUCAGCAACAGCUACAGCAACAAAAAGCGUUUGAUCCAAAAAUAAAAUCGAGAACACCAACAAAAUUCGAUCGAAAAACACCGACAACGUCUGUAGCCGACGAAUCAGAGUUUAAUCCAGACAAGUAA
Messenger RNA from Didymodactylos carnosus, 2079 nucleotides. NCBI's taxonomy places the organism in Eukaryota, Metazoa, Rotifera, Eurotatoria, Philodinida, Philodinidae. The record is from the annotation of a GenBank genome assembly.